Molecule: messenger RNA, 5611 nt
Organism: Colossoma macropomum (tambaqui)
Lineage: Eukaryota; Metazoa; Chordata; Actinopteri; Characiformes; Serrasalmidae
Product: interferon-induced very large GTPase 1-like
Exons: 3
Coding region: 230-4972 (1580 amino acids)
Molecular function (GO): GTP binding
Source: RefSeq, a predicted model, not a curated record
ACUUUUUUCAAAUUUUGUUUCUAAAUCUGCACAUGCGUAGACUGUGUAUAUAAAACACUAAGCCAGUGCGGGUUCUGUCUUUUGGUCGAUUGUUGCUCACAGAAACAGCAAGACUGAAUUUCUCCAUCGGAUCCAGUUAAUGAAGAUGUAAUGCUAUAACCCACAACCCAAUGCUAAGAAACUCUCAUCUACUGAUGAUUCGUGUCAGAGAAUUAAAGGGGCUGCUGAAAUGGAUGGUGUAUGUAAGAAGUCAGAAGAUGGGAUACAAAAGAAUGAUUCAAGAAUCAAAACUCCAGACCUUCUCUCUAAGCUGAAUUUAGAUCAUUUCUAUCCCAGUAAACUGACAACUGCAGAUGCCUUCAGUAUAAACAGGACUUCAUUUCAGAAAGAGGAGCCCCAUUUAGAAAAGGAGCCACUGAAAGAGGAAGACUUGGCUUUUGUGUACCAACAUAAAUUGUUGACACUGGAUUACAGAGCCAGAUCCUUAACCAUUCACAAAGAACUUAUCGCAAGUAAAACUGAUGAAAAUAAAGAUUUUGAUGAUUUUCUGAAUGAUGAGAAUGAGUGUAAUGAUAGUGAAGAUGGAAAUACUCAGAUUCACCCAAUGGACGUCCAGAUGGCAGUUUUCCACUGUGCAGACAGUUUCCUGAGGCAGAACAUGGUGACUAAACUCUCCUCCUGCCAGUACGCUCUGCCACUGCUGGUGCCCAGUCCUACAUCUGCAGACAUUGAACUCCCUCUCUGGACCUUUCGGCAGAUCAAGAAGACCUGGAAGUCAGUUGGUGGUCUCAGCACAUCAUUGCCAGUUUGUCAGAUUAAAGCUCCAAUGGUGUUUUUUUGCAGGCUGGGCUCUGUUUCCACUUCCAAAUCUCAGCUGCUGAAUUCUGUGAUUAACCCAAAGCACGACACCUUCUUCCACAGAGACAGUCCAGGCAGCAGCAGGAGCCGCCUGUUCAUGGACGGGCUCGUAGAGAUUGCCUGGUACUGUCCUGCAGGAAACACUGAUGACCUUUUUGAUGAGUGCAUUGCAUUCUGCAAUCUUCAUGGUGAUGCUGCAGAGCACAAAGAGCAAAGUGACUUUUUGAGUGAACAAGCUACAGUCAAUGUUGUCCUGAUGGAAAACACGAAGAACCAAAAAGACAAAGACAGAGAGAUGUUACAGAAGCUCAGAAAUUCGUCAAAGCCUUUGAUCUGCCUUAUGAGUGAACAGAAAGGUACAAGUACAAUGGGAAGUGGAGACAACAUAAAAUAUAAAAUAGGACUCAGAGACAGAAACCAGGCAGAAUUACAUAAAGAACUGAUAUCAGUGAUCAGUACCUGUUUGCAGAAAUGUAACUCAUGUCCCUCUUUCAGCCUUGAGGAAAGCUCAGGACUGGCUAAACAUUGUGGCUUCAGAGUUGAUGAAGACAGUAAGGAAUGCCAGGAAGGAAAGACUGGAGCACUGGAAGUCAUGAAGCUGCUGAAAGGAGAAGACAUCUCCCAAAUCAAGGCCAAGCUCCUGCCCUGUCAGGGGAAACUGUGGCAUGAAUGGAGCAGUAAGAACAAACAACAAUAUCGCCUGUAUGGGGAUGUUGAACAGACAAAGAGCAAAAUACAGGAGGAAAUGAAAUCAAAACGGAAAAAACAAAGGGAGUCUUCACUUGACUUGAUAAAUGCUGUUUGUAAAAAUUUAAAAUCCAAGCACCUUUCAAAGAAAACGUACUUUGUAAGAUGGCUUGGAGUCAACCUAGACGUCUCAUUUUUAGAUGAGCUUUCAGAAGUUACUCAGCAAUAUUACAAACAGUUGGCAGACCUGCAAGUUUUGAAACAGAAACGAGAAAUAACUGAAGAUUUCAGAAAAAAGCAGGAAGAACUUGAAAAAUUAUCAGAGAAAGUGGAUGCAGUGACGUUUGGUCUGGAGCACAUAGUGAGAGAAAUGGGUCAGAUUUAUGAGGCCUGGGCUGAAUGUCCAGACAAAAUGACAGCAGAGGUUUCUACUCUCCCUGUUGUGGCUGCAGACCUCCUGAUCUCUGGACAUCCACUGGAGCUGAUGGAUGGAGAUGCUGCUCAUGUCCCUUUGACCUGGAUAGAGUCUGUUCUGGACAAGGUCACUGAGAGACUGGGAGACCAGAGAGUGUUUGUGCUGUCUGUUCUGGGUCUGCAGAGCUCAGGAAAGUCCACCAUGCUGAACACCAUGUUUGGGCUGCAGUUUGCUGUGAGUGCUGGCAGGUGCACAAGAGGAGCUUUUAUGCAGCUGAUCAGAGUGAAAGAAGAGGUUAAAGGCCAGCUGAAGUUUGACUACCUGCUUGUGGUCGACACAGAAGGGCUUCAGUCUUUACAACUGGUGGGCAAACAGUCAGGACUCACUCAUGACAAUGAACUGGCCACUUUCGUCACUGGUCUUGCAGAUAUGACCCUGAUAAAUGUCUUUGGGGAAAAUCCAGCAGAAAUGAAGGACAUCAUUCAAAUAGUAGUUCAGGCAUUUCUAAGAAUGAAGAAAGUAAAAUUGAAUCCCAGCUGCAUGUUUGUUCACCAGAACGUUGCAGAUAUCAGUGCUGGAGAGAAGAACAUGGAGGGAAGAAGGCAACUGCAGAAACAGCUGGAUGAAAUGACUCGUUUGGCAGCAACUGAAGAAGUGUGCAAUGCAGAGUAUUUUACUGAUGUGAUCAAAUUCAACAUACAGACAGAUGUGCAUUACUUUGCGCAGCUGUGGGAGGGAAACCCCCCCAUGGCUCCCCCCAACCCACGUUACAGUGAAAAUAUUGAAAAUCUCAAGCAGGCCAUUCUCAAAGCUGCAGCAGAAAAGAACUGUCUAACACUCUCGGAGCUCAAAAUCCGUAUUAAAGACCUGUGGACUGCAGUGCUGAAUGAAGACUUUGUGUUCAGCUUCAAGAACUCCCUGGAGAUUGCAGCAUACAGGAGAUUGGAGGUCAUGUACGGAAACUGGACCUGGGAGCUCAGGGAAAAUAUGCUCUUCAUUCAGAACAAAUUGCAGAACUGGAUUGACAAUGGAAAGCUGGUAGCUGUUGACCAAGAACUGAUCCAUGCAGAAAUCAAUACUACGUUCUGUGCUGUAAAGAACAAGAUGGGAACAUUCUUUAAUGAAGAUAAAGAUGCUGAGAUGCUCUCUCAGUGGAAAGCAAAAACAGAGCAGAGAAUUAAAGAUGUACAUGAUAGUCUCACUGAAGUGACUGCAAGAAAACUGACUGAACUCAUUAAAAUGAAGGCAACAUGUAAAAUGUUUGAUGAGAAGAAAACCCAGUAUGAGAAUGAGCUGUUCAACAAGAGUAAAGAUUUGGCUUCUACACUGAAAGAUAAGGCCAUGAAUGAGCUGGACCUCAGGAGAGAGUUUGACUCAAUGUGGGAGAAAUGGCUUUCAGAUCUUAAGGCAGAAACGACCCCUUUUAAUGAUAUCCAAGUACAGCAGGAAGUGAUGCACAUACUAUGCUCAACUUUUGAAAGUCACAACAUCAAUUUCAACAGAGACAGUAAACAUUACAAAAAGAUUGAUAAAAAGAGAGAAUAUUCUUACUAUGUAACAGAGAAGAAAGGCAGGUUUGGUAUUUUAUAUCAUAGUUUGGACACCAAAGAUCAUGACUCAAUCAGAGAGCUGGUGCAGGAGACAGUGAGAGAAGCUGAGGAGAUCAUUAGAACUAAACCAGUGGACAGAACAGGCUACAGUGACGCUUACACACAGGAGAUUGUGAACUGUGUGAAGAAGAGAGUGGCAGAGUUUAAAGCUGAGAGAUUCAUACUGAAGAAUGAAUUCACAGUGGAUCUGUCUCUGUAUGUCUGUGACAUUGCAGUAAGAAAGUUCACUGAUCUUCACAAGGUCUUCAGAGAGGCUAAUGAUCCUGUGAUUUACCUGGGAAAUAAGAAAGGAGAAUUUUUCUCCAUCUUCAAGAAGCAAUGUGAAGGAGCAACAGCCACUGCUGUGUUUGCAGACUUUGUCUGUAACAAACUCAAGUCGUCUAUCCUGCAAUCUGUCUAUGAUCAAACUGCCAUUGAUGCAGCUGGAGAAAUGAGGGCAAAUUUCCCAGCAUUCAGUGGAAACAGGUCAAACCUGGAGAAACACAUCCUGCAGGAUCUGGCAGAAGCUGAAAGCUUUGAGCGAUUCAUCACCUACAUCAAGAAUCCUAAGAUACACUUUUCAGAUUUUAUAGGUACAAAAAUUGAAAAGCAAAUGCUGGAAGGGAGAAACCCCAGAAUACUGGAAAUUCUGAAAAAUGCUGUAAAAAUGAAGCAGUCUAGUGUGUCUGCAGCCAUCCAGAAGGCCACACAGGAGACUAAACAGAACAAAGGAGAUGUGAAUGAGUGGCUGAAGAGUUUUUCACAGGAGCUCAAAGGUGAGAUGAAAUUUACUGUGAAUGAUCUUGUUGGUGCUCAGUACCAAGAAAUCACUGACACAGGCUUUUUUGGUGACGUGUUGAAUAAAACCCUACAGAGUGUGUUUAAGGAUAUAACCAGCAUUGACCACAUCUCUUCAGUCAGGAUGAACAUGUUGAGGCAGAGACAAAAAGAUAUUCUGAAAAACCAGUUGUGUGGCUGUUGGGUUCAGUGUCCCUUCUGUGCAGCUAUUUGUACAAACACCAUAGAAGGACAUGAUGGGGAUCACAGUGUUCCUUUCCAUAGGCCUGGAGGAAUCAAUGGGUGGACAUGGUAUAAGACAGACAAUCUGGUUGUAGAUAUCUGCACCAGUUUAGUAGCUAGUGAUGCUAAAUUAGUCCUAUCAGAUAAAAAGCGUGUCCCCUUCAGGAGAUACUGGGAAGCUGGACCAGAAUUUGCCUCUUGGAGCAUCACACCUGAUGCUUCAGAACAGGCCUACUGGAAAUGGUUUGUGUAUCAGUUUCGGAGAGACUUAAAGAAGCACUACGGCAAAACUUUUGAGGGACGAGGAAAGAUUCCUACAGCCUGGAAGUACAUCAGUAAGGAAAAUGCCAUAGAAAGUUUAAAAUACAAUGUAAAAGGGGAUAGGUAUGCAAAAAACAUGUGAUCUCCAAUGUAUUUUUUUAAUUUCCAUAAUUUAUUUUCUUUUUCUUUUUUUUAUAGUCAUUUCUAGAAGCAGAAAUUGAUCAAAACAUUGAAGUUUAGCCAACAGAAAAUAGAAACUAAAACCCAGUUCCCAGAAGAAUACAAGUACCAUCCCAUGGUUUCAGUCUGCUUCUGGAGAUGAUGUGUGAUGUAUUGUUGUGAUUCCUACCAAGCACUAAGCAUCAGGUAUAACUUUGAAGACGACAGAAUGUCUUAGAUAGCAUUCACUGUUUAGCCACUAUAAUGAAUUUAGAAGAACUGCUAUCUCUAAAUUAAAUCUUUAAAAUCUAUGCCAUGUUUGGAAACGGGCUCCUGAGAGAUUCUACUAGUCACAGACUCUGAAAGUGAAAUAACACACGAGAGACUACAAGACAACAUGCUACUGAGUGAUGUGCUAGUAACCUCUCCUCAUUAGCCUACGCAUGCCUGUUCUAUGGGGCGUAAUGUCAGAAACAGGCCAGAAAAUCGAGGAUGUAAGCUCCAUAAACUUCACAUCAUAACUCAUGAUAACUGGACACUUCGUGUUUUAUUCAUGACAGUUCAACACACAUGAAAUAUCAAUGUUUUCCAUUAAUGCUAGUGAAACUCCUUAUCUGAUGCA